Molecule: messenger RNA, 3877 nt
Organism: Athene cunicularia (burrowing owl)
Lineage: Eukaryota; Metazoa; Chordata; Aves; Strigiformes; Strigidae
Gene: SEPTIN8
Product: septin 8
Exons: 10
Coding region: 20-1276 (418 amino acids)
Biological process (GO): cytoskeleton-dependent cytokinesis
Cellular component (GO): microtubule cytoskeleton; septin complex; cell division site
Molecular function (GO): molecular adaptor activity; GTPase activity; GTP binding
Source: RefSeq, a predicted model, not a curated record
GAAAACUGUGUGGUCACAGAUGAAUGAAGAGAAGAGGAACCUUUCCCUGGGGGGCCAUGUUGGCUUCGACAGUCUCCCCGACCAGCUGGUCAGCAAGUCUGUCACACAAGGCUUCAGCUUCAACAUCCUCUGCGUGGGUGAGACCGGCAUUGGGAAAUCCACACUAAUGAACACCCUCUUCAACACCACGUUUGAGACGGAGGAAGCCAGUCACUACGAGAGCGCGGUUCGCUUGCGGCCGCGGACCUACGACCUGCAGGAGAGCAACGUCCACCUGAAGCUAACGAUUGUGGAUGCGGUUGGAUUUGGGGAUCAGAUAAAUAAAGAUGAAAGUUACAGGCCGAUUGUUGAGUACAUUGAUACGCAGUUUGAAAACUAUUUGCAAGAAGAGCUGAAAAUCCGCCGAUCUCUCUUCAACUAUCACGACACGAGGAUUCACGUCUGCCUGUACUUCAUCACCCCAACCGGGCACUCGCUCAAGUCCUUGGACCUAGUGACAAUGAAGAAGCUGGAUAGCAAGGUGAACAUCAUCCCGAUCAUUGCCAAAGCAGACACCAUCUCCAAGAGUGAGUUGCACAAGUUCAAGAUCAAGAUAAUGAGUGAGCUGGUCAGCAAUGGGGUACAGAUCUAUCAGUUCCCCACAGACGACGAAGCGGUCGCCGAGAUCAACUCAGCGAUGAACGCCCAUCUGCCCUUCGCUGUGGUCGGCAGCACGGAGGAGGUGAAAGUCGGGAACAAGCUGGUGAGGGCUCGGCAGUACCCGUGGGGAGUGGUGCAAGUUGAGAACGAAAGUCACUGUGACUUUGUGAAACUGCGGGAAAUGCUGAUUCGAGUCAACAUGGAGGAUCUUCGGGAGCAGACUCACACCCGCCACUACGAGCUGUACAGGAGGUGCAAACUGGAAGAGAUGGGCUUCAAGGACACGGACCCAGACAGCCAGCCCUUCAGCCUCCAAGAAACAUAUGAGACCAAAAGGAAAGAGUUCUUGGGUGAGCUCCAGAAGAAAGAGGAAGAAAUGAGACAAAUGUUUGUUAACAAAGUCAAGGAGACGGAGGCAGAGCUGAAAGAGAAGGAGAGAGAGCUGCAUGAGAAAUUUGAGCACUUAAAAAGGAUACACCAGGAGGAGAAAAGGAAGGUGGAGGAGAAGAGGAGGGAGCUGGAGGAAGAGAUGAACACCUUCAACAGGAGGAAAGUAGCGGUGGAAACCUUGCAGUCCCAAUCCUUGCAGGCUACCUCACAGCAGCCACUGAAGAAGGACAAAGACAAGAAAAAUUAAUCACACACAGACUUUCAGGCCAAGAGUGGACUUGGUGCUUUCAUGUGUUAAGUUGCUUGAGUUUCCCACCCCGUGACCUUUCUCAUAACAUUGUGUGAGUGGACCAAAGUGAAAGAGAAAAUGAGCAUCUUCGGUGGUUGCAGUGUAACGACUCGCUGUUACCUGUUACAGAAUUUAUCAGGAGGUUUUAAGGAAGUAACCUUACCACCUACAUUUUGUUAAACAAAGUCAACUAAUCCCUAAAUUAAGAUGUUUUAUUCUAAACCCAGUGAUUGAGCAGCCGUGUUUAACUCUUUGUCUGAACUUACCCACCAGCUAAAUAAUUGCUUUCUGGAUUCACUUGGUUUUUAAUUGGCUAAGGUGACUGCUUGAGGCUCAUCUCCCUUCCCCUGUACAUGCACAGAUGUGAGGAGUGGUAUGAAGAAUGAUGAAAUGUUUAUUUUUCUAACAAAGUUCUCGAUUGGAAUAAGUUUUUAGCAUGGGUGGAAAACACAGUACUUAGACUUUCUGCCCUGGGAAUCUUAGUCAGAGUAACCCUCAUUCCAGUAAUUAUAUAUUUUAAUCCUGAAUUACUCUAAAAACUUUCUACAUCAUUUAUAAUAUAUAUAUAUAUAUAUAUAUAAAGAGAGAGAGAGCGGUUAAUAAAAUUCAUAGGACAAUGUUUUGAAUUUUCUUUACUGCUAAAGUAGAACGUUUAUAUAGAAAGAUUUUUCGUAAGAGUUUGUUGUAUAAUGUGGAACUACAGGAUUUGUGUAACUUUUCGGUUGUCAUUUACCAAUGUAUUUUGCUGUUGUGGAAAAACUAUUUAAGUUGUCAUCGUCACUUUCGCUCUUUAACCUUAAACUUACGAUGUGCCUAAUAAGGAGAAUCCCCCAGACUUGAGCUAUGCACCGUAUUUAUGCUGACAGGCUCUGUUCCUCCUAGAAGGUGCUUCCUUCGACACUCCUCAUGCCUAGAAAUCACAGCCCUUCUUCUCCGAGAGGAAUAAUUAGGAUCAAUACUCUUUUUUUUUUUUUUUUUUUUUCGGACCGUUUUGUGAUAAGGCAGGAUGAUAAUCGAGUAGAGACUUCCUAGCUAUGUUGUCAUGGAAAAACAGUUGGACCCAAUUCCAUCCAUCCCUCCGUCGGAUAAUAGGCUAAAAGAAAACAAAUAUAUUAACCCUGCGCAUAGUGUCUUUAGAGUUUAUAAAAACACUGGCUGGCUAAGUGUUAGUUCCGAGUGUGCGCAAUUUCACUUAGUUAUUAACGUUACAAGAUUUUUCUUUUUUUUUUUUUCCUUAAAGACUUGUCUUUAAGCUAAGCUGUCAGCAGAUCACUUGCAGGUGGAGGUGACGCCCCCCGUCCGAGUCACAGGGCCCUUUGAGGGCGGCGUUUUGCGGGAUUGUAAAAUGAGGUCCUUAAAUCUGCAUAUCCCGUUAAAGCAGCUUUUAAUUUUUUUUUUUUUUUUUUCUUUCUAAGUACAUGCUCAGGUGUUAAACUGUUUUCGUAUGGACAUUGGCCUUUUAUGUGGGUAUACUGAAAAUCGUGUCAGUGUUACUUGAUGCUUGUGAGAAGGAACCUCACGCAGCUCUCACAGGUACCUUUUAGAACGGGCCGUUUUGCACAGAGUAAAAAUGAUGCACGCUGAACAUUAAUUUCUAAGGCUGUGCCUCCAGGUUAGAUGUAUUUUAAAGAGUCACUGUCAAACGUUAGGGGGGUUAAUGUGUUUUUCUCAGAAAAAACAUGCAGGGAACCCAACCUAUUGUUACGAGCAGGAAGGCAAUUCCAGCUCACCACUGACUGCAGUCUAAUCAUGUAGCAAAUUAGGGGCGGGAUUUUGAUUUUUGCUAAUGAGAGAAACUCUGGUGCACUAAUUGCCUGAGGAAGCAGCGCUAUUUGGUUCAUUGUUUUGCUUCUCAAGGCUGGAAUAAAGCACUAACUGGUGAUACUGGGUGUGCGAGGAGCUGCCUCGGCAUCGCUUUUCCAGUCCAUAGUUUUCUCGUGAUCUCGUGCUGCAGCCAGCAAGAUCUAUGCAAAUGAUUUCUGUCAGCCCUGGCUCAUCAGAGAUCAGUUCUUUUUUCCUAGAAUAACAGGUAGGUCGGAACAAUGAUGAGAACAAUGAAAGAGUAAAAACCAUCAAAUCCAUGGGCAUUGCGGAGAAAUUUCCAGCUUUUUCUGAUGAAGACAUUCAGAAUGUAUGUAACAGUAUUUUAAUGAUGAUGAUUAUUAUAUUCCAUUGACUUUAUGUUGUGACAGACUUACCUUUUCCUUGUAGUCACUUGUUCGUUAGAGCAGUCAACAUCAUAAACUCCCCAGUGGGACUCGGUCAUUUUUUUUUUCUCUGUUACUUGAUUUUUUCCUUUUGGCUGAAACAAAAUUUACGUCUGUGCUAUGUAGGGUAGUUCUGUAUCUUAUUUUUAUUUAACAAGUUACAAAUACAUGUUGAUGCUAAUCUCACUCCAGUCCGAAGAUUUACAUCUUGUAGGCUAGAAGAAGUGAAAGAAAAACUGUUCAGAAAUGACUGAAACUGUUCAGUUACGCAUCUUUUGGCUGUUUUAUACGUUUAUCUGUAAAAGGUUGGUAUUAAUGGGAAAAACUAUCUUUUUUUUUUUUUUUAUCAUUU